AUGUAACGGGGCCAAUGUUACAUUUUCAAAUUGAACUUCUUUGCUUCUUCGCGUGUAUUUUACCAAGUGGUCGCCUAAUAUUUGAAUUUCGUGCGCUCAUUCACUUUGCCCUUCUAUGUAGUCUAGAUUUGUUGUGACCGUGCUCCGUUGCCAUGGUGAAUAAUUUGACAACAAGUGCUGUUACAUCGGCGUCAUCGGUGCGCGUGAACAAAAAUCCUUCACCGAUAGACAACGACUCGGUUUUAAAAGCAGUUUCUGCCCUUUCAGAUGUGUGAGGGACCUUCCACAAUAUCUGGGCCAAUCCCCCCAGAUCCCUCUCUGUUUCCUCAGUACUACAAGCGACCUGCUUCAGCUCGUGGUCGUUUAGAAGGGAACCGUGAAGGGCCGUUGUCCCUUCUACUGGGUCCUCUUGCUCCAGAUCCGGUGUUGCACCCGGACAGCUACAGUGCUCGCACGCCAUCCUGCCGCCCCCGCAUUGGCCGUAAUGCCACUCAUAUUCUGGAACGGGGACAGAAAGGGGUUGUGGGAGAACUACUAAAACUAGAGGGGUUAUCUGUAACUCCUGUUCCCAAACAGAAACAGAAAGUACAUGACUUUGGUAAGGAGAAUGUACGUCGCCUCCGGGAGAUCCAGAGACGCUGCAAAGAGCAGGAAGCUGAGAGAACCCAGACCCGUCCUGUCCCAGUUAAAGCUCUGUGGACCUCUUCAAAAUACCACAACAUCCCAUCCAGGGUGAUGACUCAGUUAGAGGGUUCUAGUCCAUCUGUUAGGCCUCAAUGUCAAAGGUUUCUAAAGGCCCACUCUAAAGAUGGCUACUCCACGCUACCAACACCUUCGCCUGUGGGUUUGCAGCGCCCGGCUUCCUCGAGUUCUACACAGGACCAGGAUUUUAUGGUGCAAGGUCACACUAUAGACUUUGUGAAACAUAACGCCCGGGCUGCAGGAAAAACUAUACUUCGCCGUUCACAGUCACUGACAAACCUCAGGGACAAGCGCGUCCCGAGCGCAAUUAAGGGCCAAGUGCCUCAGUAUCUUGAGGAAAGAAAGAAGCAGUGGCGCAAAGAGGAGGAGGAGAGGAAGAGGAAUGCACCUGACCCUACGGUCCCAGCUGGUCACACCUUGAUGCCUGAGAGCGAGAGACAGGAGACACUGAAGUCCCUGAAAGACACCCACCGCUCAUUGGUGACCGAGCUGCUCUCCCUUCCCUUAAAGGCUGACAGUCUAAGUGUCCGAACACGCCAGGCUCAGCUUGAUUGUAGUCUCUCUGAGAUUGAAGAGGCUAUAAAGAUUUUCUCCAGGGAUAAGGUUUAUGUCAGAGUUGAUUCCUAACACAAAAGGGAGACUUUAAAAGAAGAAGAGAUUGCCCUGUAAAUCUGCUGUUUUAUUUUGUGUAUUUUAAUGUAAAAGAACACUUACAUUUAUGUAAAAUAUAAUUAUUUUAUUGUUGUGGUGGUUUGUAAACAAAAGAAAAGCAACAUUUAUCCUGUAAAAUGCAACUGACAUUAGGGAGAAAAUAUAAAUGACAGUGCAUCAACCUGGCUGCAUAGGUAAACUAAUGCUUUGUUGAACAACCUCUGAUUUAAUUUCAGCAUUCAGUCUUCCUUUGUAGGAGUCUGUUGGCCUCUCACAUCUUUACUUGAAAAUAUUUGCCCACUCUGUCUUGCAGAAGUUCUCCAGAUCUGUCAUAUUAUUUGUCAUAUUGUUUGUUUAUUUGUUUAUUUAUUAGGAUACCCAUUGGUUUCCACCGAAGUGGUUACUAAUCUUCCUGGGGUCCAGUUAAUAAAAUUCAAUAAUCUUAAUACAAAA
Molecule: messenger RNA, 1806 nt
Organism: Girardinichthys multiradiatus
Lineage: Eukaryota; Metazoa; Chordata; Actinopteri; Cyprinodontiformes; Goodeidae
Gene: enkd1
Product: enkurin domain containing 1
Exons: 8
Coding region: 268-1329 (353 amino acids)
Cellular component (GO): cytoplasmic microtubule
Source: RefSeq, a predicted model, not a curated record